AUGUCAGAUAGACGUGAAUGGACAACAACACAUUAUCAUUCAUUUUAUAAUCCACAUUGUUUAUUUGAACUUGAAAUUCGACGGCUUGUUGCUACAUUAUGUAUACUUGGAGAUUUAAUUACACAAUGGUUACAACGUACAGGAAUAAUACUUAGUUCGAAUCAAGUUGCAUUUCAUCUUGUAUCAAUUCCAUGUGAUCCAUUUGCUGAAUUUGAUGCACUUAGAGGAAAAAAAUGGCGAAGUUCUCAAACAGGUGAAGAAAAAUAUCAAGAUAUUAUGUCAGCUGAUUUUCGAGCAUUUUGUGUCAAUAAUAAUAAUCGUUCAGUUAAUUUCUGGAAUGAAUUAAAUGAUUUAGCAAAUGAAAAAAUAAAUGAAAAACAACAAAAAUCUUCGAAUGAUAAUUAG
Adineta steineri is the source of this 405-nucleotide messenger RNA. The record is from the annotation of a GenBank genome assembly. Lineage: Eukaryota; Metazoa; Rotifera; Eurotatoria; Adinetida; Adinetidae.